UGUUUCCUCAGUGAACAUCGUCGCUGCUUCGAAGUUCAUUGCAACAGGACUCAAAGCUCGUGUCUCUCAGCACAGACGGAAAGAUCGGAUUUUGUCUCCGUUGCUGGGAUCUGUGAGAAAGAGAGAGAAAUACCCAUAAAUGCUUCCGUAGAAUUUUGCCACAUUUUAUCACAUUUUACCAGCUCUGUUGCACCCCCAAAAGAUUCGCCUCAAGGUGAGCUUCUCGCUUUCUCGACGACACUGGUGUUAAGUCUAGGCGAAUUGAUAGGUUUUGCGAGGACCCAUGUUCGUAAGGUGAUCACAUAAUACCUCGACAAUGUGGUAAGAGGAAGCAGUUGGGAUCCAGAACCUACUUUGGGAAUGCGCGCGUUUGUAAAGCGCAUAGACGUGAAGUUGCAAAAGUGCUCGCAUAGGCGUGUGAUGAGAUACUAUUAAAUGGAGAAAGAUGACCGAAUUGAGAUGCUUGUAUGCCUGGACUCCGCAUCACCCUACUCUUUCUUUGCCCUAGUGGUGCUCUUGAGGUAUCAGGAAAGAUGGAACCUCAAUUUGAAAUUGCUGCCGGUUCUUCUUGGCGCAGUUCAUGCCGCCACUGGCAACAAACCCCCUAGCAUCAUGGUUCCUGCUAAAGGCCAAUGGUUGGUGGAGGAUAUGCAACGAAACGCUCGUUUCAUGGAUGUUCCAAUUCGAGGGGUGCCAGCAAAUUUUGGAACAACACUCAAUUCUCUGCAAUGCCAACGCGUCCUGACAGCUAUUGCUGAAUCCAAGGGCUACGAUUCCAAGGAACUUGCAGCAGCAUUCUUGGCCUUCUUUCGUGGCAUCUUUGGAGGGGAACCCAACCGGGAUCUCAACAUCAGUGACUCCAAAUUUUUGCUCAAGUGUUGCAUGGCUGCUGGUUUCACAGAAGCAGAAUCUGAACAAUAUAUCAGUUCUAGCAAGGAUGAAAUUAUCAAGUUGCGACUUAAGGAGAACACAGCAUUAGCAGUGGAGAAAGGUAUGUUUGGCGCCCCAACGAUAUAUGUAACCCCGAGAGAGAAGAAUCUGCAAGGAGUGCGCCAGCCUCGUGAUUUGAUGUUUUUUGGUUCAGAUCGGUUUGAGCAGCUAGCAUUUUCUUUUGGCAAGCUUUGGGAAGGUCCUAAUCCCCAGCGAAGCAGACUGUAGCUCUAGUUUAAAAGACAAGUUGUGGAGUCUUGGAGCAUGGCUGUGCCAUAUUAACUUUUCCUUCACAGAUUAGUUAGGGGAAAGGGUGGAGUUUGGGUAGAAUUGGACAAGAUCCUGUUGUUUUCUAUUAUCAAUAAGUGGCCUGCUCCUAUGUCUCGGUUACUGUCUUCACAUUGAUCAUUUUCUAAUCGUUUGUAAAGAAUUCGGACUUGAAUUAGAAUUUUUGAUACUUAGAUCAGUCGAUGAUUUUA
Molecule: messenger RNA, 1409 nt
Organism: Physcomitrium patens
Lineage: Eukaryota; Viridiplantae; Streptophyta; Bryopsida; Funariales; Funariaceae
Biological process (GO): glutathione metabolic process
Cellular component (GO): mitochondrion; peroxisome
Molecular function (GO): glutathione peroxidase activity; glutathione transferase activity
Source: RefSeq, a predicted model, not a curated record